AUGGGAGGAGAAUCGGAGUCAUUCGUCGGAGGAUAUUGGAGUGGAUUUAAGGGUUUCUGGGGAGAGAAGCUCUCGUUCUUCGAAAACUACACGAGGUUCACCAAACGCGACGCGCCUCUUCCGUCUUGGUCUUCCUCCGACGUCGACGAGUUCAUAGCCUCCGAUCCCGUUCAUGGACCCACCCUGAAAACUGCAAGAGAAGCUGCAACUUUUGGUGUCACCGGAGCUGCGCUUGGAGCUGUAUCUACUGCUGCUUUUGCCUGGAAAUACUCUAAGAGUCCACAUGGUGCUGCAUUGUCCUUGUUAGGAGGAGGUGUUUUUGGUUGGACCUUUGGGCAAGAAGUCGCCAACCACACGCUGCAGCUCUAUAAGCUGGACACUAUGGCUGCUCAAGUUAAGUUCAUGGAAUGGUGGGAACGUAAGUCUCAGUGA
Messenger RNA from Microthlaspi erraticum, 432 nucleotides. The record is from the annotation of a GenBank genome assembly. NCBI's taxonomy places the organism in Eukaryota, Viridiplantae, Streptophyta, Magnoliopsida, Brassicales, Brassicaceae.